AUUAUACUGGAUGCCCGUUGAACGACCGCCAGAACCGUACCGAGCUAUGUUGCCGGAAACCGCGCGGAUACGUCUGACCGAUGGGGACCUCCAUCUCGACAAAUCAACCUCAGGUCACCGUGUCGCCAAUCGUGGACUGGGAACAAGCUGGGUGGUACCCCGAGUAUCUGGAAUACUGCAAGGCCAUGAUCGUUGGGCGUACGGUGAUGAAUGGCGGGAGGACGGUUAGGUAAACAUUCCGCUUCAGCCGUAUGAGCAGGAGUUCGAGGCCUUAGAGGAA
Molecule: messenger RNA, 280 nt
Organism: Parathielavia appendiculata
Lineage: Eukaryota; Fungi; Ascomycota; Sordariomycetes; Sordariales; Chaetomiaceae
Exons: 1
Coding region: 11-229 (72 amino acids)
Source: RefSeq, a predicted model, not a curated record